UUUCUUUUGUCAUUUGUUGUAAUCAAAUCAUUUAUUUCCAUUAGAAGCAAACUUACAGCGUUUUACGACAUAAAUAUUUUAAUUAUUAUGUAUGUUAUGUGUUUAAUCCUUGUAAUGGUGUAUACCCUAUGAGCAGUUCACGUACUUUUAUAUUAGGCAUGAUGGAUCUCAUGGCACUAUGUUAGGCGAUAUUCAACUGACCAAACGUUUGAUUGUUAUUGCUUUAGUUCUUGGUAUUAUUUAUAUUCUAAAGGAAUACGUGUUUGUUAACCAUUAUGACUCAACACAGAGUAGCGUAUUUUUAUAACGCCGAUGUCGGUAAUUUUCACUAUGGGCCAGGACAUCCUAUGAAACCGCAUAGGUUGUCUGUUACUCAUAGCUUGGUCUUAAACUAUGGGCUUCACAAAAAGAUGCAAAUCUACAAGCCAUACAGAGCUAGUGCCCAUGAUAUGUGCCGGUUUCACAGUGAGGAUUAUAUAGAAUUUCUUCAAAAUGUCACUCCACAGAAUAUUCAAACUUAUUCAAAGGACUUGCUUCACUACAAUGUUGGUGAUGAUUGCCCUGUCUUUGAAGGUCUUUUCGACUUUUGUUCUAUGUAUACAGGAGCAUCAUUAGAGGGUGCAAUGAAAUUGAAUAAUAAUGCUUGUGACAUUGCUAUAAAUUGGUCAGGAGGUUUGCAUCAUGCUAAGAAAUUUGAACCCUCUGGUUUUUGCUAUGUAAAUGACAUAGUGAUAGCAAUUUUGGAGUUAUUGAAAUAUCACCCUCGAGUGUUGUACAUUGAUAUUGACGUUCACCAUGGUGAUGGUGUACAAGAAGCAUUCUAUCUAACUGACAGAGUUAUGACUGUUAGUUUUCAUAAGUAUGGAAACUAUUUCUUUCCUGGUACGGGAGAUAUGUAUGAGAUUGGCGCCGAAAGUGGGAGAUAUUACUCAGUGAAUGUGCCCCUGAAAGAGGGCAUAGAUGAUCAGAGUUAUGUUCAGGUGUUCAAACCGGUGAUAUCAAAUGUAAUGGAGUUCUACCGGCCCACCGCUAUAGUGCUCCAGUGUGGGGCGGACUCACUGGCGGGCGAUCGGCUCGGCUGCUUCUCGCUGUCUACACGUGGUCACGGAGAGUGCGUGAAGUUCGUGAAGAACUUGAACGUGCCUACAUUAGUUGUAGGUGGAGGAGGCUAUACCUUACGAAACGUGGCGCGGUGUUGGACGUACGAGACGUCGUUACUUGUCGACGAGAACAUAUCAAAUGAGUUGCCCUACACUGAGUAUUUGGAGUUCUUUGCACCUGACUUCCAAUUACAUCCAGAAAUUAGCAGCACAAACAACGCGAACAGCAAACAGUAUUUAGAGGCGAUAACGAAGCACGUGUAUGACAAUCUCAAGAUGUGCCAGCAUUCCCCUGCUGUCCAGAUGACCCAUGUGCCAGGCGAUUUCUUCCCAGAAGAGUUCAAAAUAAAAGAAGAGCCCGAUCCAGAUGUUCGGAUCAGUAAAGAAGAGGCUGACAUGAUGGUGGAGCCCAAGAACGAGUUCUAUGAUGAUGAGAAGGACAAUGAUAAGGAUCUAGUAACGGAGAUGAAGGAGCCAUAGCAUACAAAUGGCCUGACUGACCCUCUGGCCAUUUGACAAGAGAAAGCUUUCAAGAAAUAUAAGAAGAAGUUUCUGAUUUGACUAGACAUUGUUGUUUAUAUUGAUGUUAUGUGACUGAUAUUUUGUGCGCUUACUCGAGAUUGGAUUAUAGUGCGUGAGUCCAGCCAAUCUAGACUGUUCCAGAAGGUGGUUUGAAUUACUAAAGGCAGAGAUUUUUGUAAUUCAAGGACUUUUACAUAUUUUACUGAUAUAGGUAAAAUAUGUAUUAUUUGAGUUAUUAUUAAUAGGUAUUCUUUUUCUGAAGUUCAUAUCACUGGUAAUAUUAGACUGGUCAUAAUUAGAAUUAUUUUGUUUAAUUCCGCUACUAUUAGUAUGUGUGUGACUGCUAGCACUCGAAGAUUGACCACCACUACUAUACUACCAAAAGACAACACACAAAACACAACUUUUCAAAUAUGAAAUAUGGCUAUAAGCCAUUUUAAAUAUGGCUAAUAAGCCAUAAAUCUCCGAGUGCCAUUGCGUUCACGUACGUUUUGCGACAUGCGUUUCAUCUUUAAACAAGGCAUCUUCAAGCAAAUUAUUAGAUUGCUGCUCGGAGUCUAGUGUUAACCGUUCGGCACUUAAACUGCGAAACAACAAUGUUAGCCGAAACAAAUUCUAAUCAAAUAACCAUUAAGGACUUAUGCUUGUUGGUCGACCAUGAUAAGCUACUUCAGCAUAUAAGCAGGUGUUUCUUCAUUUCCCAUACAUCUUUUGUAUGGAGUAUUAGUAUAUUUAAAUAAAUAACAAGGCGUUCAAUGGAUACGUAGAGAUAGAGCGAUGCGUUCCAGAUUAUGGAUUAUCAUGUAAUCGUUGGAUUAUUGGUUUGGUCCUUACACGCUACAUAAUCCAGCAGAAAUAUUCGAGUCAGUGCUGACACGACUAGAUUAUUCUCUUUUUUUUUUUUUUAAUAACUGAGUUCAUUAAAAAGAUGCUAAAGUUGUCUAUGACAUAUACCUAGUAUAGUCUGAUUAUACAGUAUUUUGUACAUGCUGUAACAUCCACGGUACUGUAUUGAAUAAUGUUUGAAUUUUUUUCAAUUGAAUUAUACAAUUGUGAUAUGUAUUUUAAUGUAAGUAGCAAUAAUUUAUGAGUUUAGGAUUUUAGUUUUUUUUUGGAUACUUAAUUAUGAAUGUUUUUUUUUGGAAUAAUAAUGUAAUGGUACUACUUACGCUUGGUCGCUGAUGGAUUUUAGACUGUAAGAUUUUUACUAUGUGUUCAGUUGGCCCACCAUGAUGAAUUCAACAAGAAUUAACCAUGAUGGUUUUUAGGGGGAACCGCGUGGAUAUCAACCUGAGAGGGUAUAUUGCUAGCAAUGGAGCUAUAAGAUCUCAUUACUGACAAUCUCUUUCCCCCUGGUCAAGGUGUUUUUUUUUGAUGGGUGAAAAUGGUAUGGUAACCCCGCCUGCGCUAACGGGAUACGCUGGCGGAGCACCAGUGAAGGGUGAUCGGUGAGAAUGAAAACAGGCCAGUUAGCCCAUCAUGAUGAAUUCAUUAGGAAUUAACCAUUAUAGUUUCCAGGGAGAACCGCGAGGAGGUCGACCUGGUUGGGUAUAUUGCUAGCAAUGGCAUUCUCAGUCUCCAUUACUAACAAUCCCUUUCCCCCCCGGUCAAGGUGUUAGGCGCUAUAAGGUAACAAACAAACUCACUUUCAUAUUGUGAAUGUGAAUGUAAAAGGGACUCCAUUUUCCGCACUUAGACUCUCAUUUGGGCCAUUGUGCGUAUGAGUCGUGGCUAGUGCAGCCAACUCACUUUCAUAUUUAGAUUAUUAGUAAAGAUUAAACAUUUUCCAUGCGUAUGCCACGGCAAUACGAUGUUAACAAAAAACACGCAAAAAAUGUUAGAAUCGAUUCCAAUUAAAUUUAUUUUAUAGCAAAAAUAUGAUAAAGAAUAUUGAAAAUAGUGGUACAGCAUAAAAUUUAGAAUAUUUGUUUGUAUGAGUUUCAUGUAAAAACGGCUGACCCGGUUUGCUAUACUAGUUACAAUUGUUUGUAAAGAAUAAUACCGUCAUAUUUUGGCUCUAAUGUUGUAAAUAAUAAAUCUUAGACAUUGAAAAAUCUAAAAACGUAUAUGUAUUUAUAUGUACCUAUAUGAAUUAUGAUUGAAAAAUAUAUACUUGAUCAUUCUUGUUACAUUUAAGUUGUAAAUAAAAUAUUUUUUCUAUUUAUAA
Messenger RNA from Galleria mellonella (greater wax moth), 3789 nucleotides. RefSeq names its product histone deacetylase 3 (gene HDAC3). The transcript is spliced from 7 exons. Bases 276 to 1580 code for a protein of 434 amino acids. Gene Ontology annotation, molecular function: histone deacetylase activity. Lineage: Eukaryota; Metazoa; Arthropoda; Insecta; Lepidoptera; Pyralidae. The record is from RefSeq and is a predicted model, not a curated record.